ACAAAAAGUCAGUCAGCAUUGGGGGCUCAGUUUAUUGUUGUUGUCAUAAAAUUGUAACAUAAAUAAACAAUAAAGUUGAAUAAAACAAUAAUAAAUAAUGGAGUGCAUUGUUGCAAGUGUUGAUCAUAUGAGAUUUGAUAUUGAAAUUGCACUUGAAGAACAAUAUGGAGCAUUACCAUUGCCUUUUGCCGGCAUGGACAAAUCAAUUGCUGCUGUUUGUCAAUUUUAUCCAAAAGGAGCAUGUACAAAAGGUGCAGCAUGUCCAUUUAGACAUGUCAGAGGUGAUAGAACAAUUGUGUGUAAACAUUGGCUACGUGGUUUAUGUAAAAAAGGAGAUCAAUGUGAAUUUCUUCAUGAAUAUGAUAUGACUAAAAUGCCUGAAUGUUAUUUUUAUUCAAGAUUUAAUGCUUGUCACAAUAAAGAAUGUCCAUUUUUACACAUUGAUCCAGAAACAAAAGUACGUGAUUGUCCAUGGUAUGAUCGUGGAUUUUGUCGACAUGGUCCAUUAUGUCGACAUCGUCAUGUACGUCGUGUUCUUUGUAUGGCAUAUCUUGCUGGUUUUUGUCCAGAAGGUCCAGACUGUAAAUUUAUGCAUCCACGAUUUGAAUUACCAGCUGUUCAAGAUAUGCAACCAAAAGAAGGCAAAAAAAUUAUGAUAACAUGUCAUUUUUGUGGUGAAACUGGUCAUAAAGCAAUAUACUGUAAUAAAAUGCCACCAGAAAUACGUGAAGCACAAGUUAGACAAGAACUUGAAGGUGGUGGACCACAUCAAUUAUUUCAUCAUAUGAAUAUGCAUAAUGGACCACCACCACAACGUGGUCCACAAAAACCACUUGAAGAAGUAACUUGUUAUAAAUGUGGUACAAAAGGACAUUAUGCAAAUAAAUGUCCAAAAGGGCAUUUAGCAUUUCUCAGUCAUGCUGGAAGUGGUGCACCAGGUCCAAAUCAAAAUCCUGGAUUUAGAAGAUAAAUUUAAUAUAAUUUAUUUAAUUAUU
Molecule: messenger RNA, 995 nt
Organism: Aphidius gifuensis
Lineage: Eukaryota; Metazoa; Arthropoda; Insecta; Hymenoptera; Braconidae
Gene: Clp
Product: cleavage and polyadenylation specificity factor subunit 4
Exons: 4
Coding region: 98-970 (290 amino acids)
Molecular function (GO): zinc ion binding; RNA binding
Source: RefSeq, a predicted model, not a curated record